AAAGUAAGGGAUCCAUGUCAGUCUAAUUUACAUAUUAUAUGAAGAGCGUGAUCCAGCAAAUCUUUGUAAAGAUCCGUCUCUCUCCUCAAUCAAUACUCUGACAUGCCUUAAAAUUUUAAUAUAUUGAGCAUUUGAGCUAAUCCCCUUUGAAUGGCAGUUGGGAAGUGGUAUGAAGGGAAGCUAGUGUGUGUUACAGUGUGUAUGCGUAUAUAAAUAUAACUGUAUAGUGAUUGUAGAUAGUAAUCUCACUCAUGGAAAUUAGAAGUCCCCUCCUCUUCUGCUUGCUAGCCCUGAUGACUCACUUUGUGGGUGGUUUAAAAUGCAGUCCUCAGCACUCAGUUCAACUCAGUCGGAGCAGUUUUCCAGAUGGAUUUGUAUUCGGAGCAUCGUCAUCGUCGUACCAGUAUGAAGGAGAAGCAUCUGAAGAUGGUAGAAAACCCAGUAUGUGGGAUACCUUCACUCACAAACAUCCAGAAAAAAUUGCGGACCACAGCACGGGUGAUGUAGCAGAUGACUUCUAUGGUUGGUACAAGGAGGACAUAAUUCAAAUGAAAGAGAUUGGAUUGGAUGCAUUCAGAUUCUCCAUCUCAUGGCCCAGAGUAUUACCUAGUGGUAAGAUCAGUGGAGGAGUGAACCCACUAGGUGUGAAAUUCUACAACGAUCUCAUAGACAACCUCUUAUCCAACGGUUUGCAGCCAUACGUGACCCUAUUUCACUGGGAUCUUCCUCAAGCCCUAAUUGAUGACUAUGGUGGAUUCUUAAGCCAAAAUAUUGUGGAUGAUUUUCGCGACUAUGCGAACUUUUGCUUCAGAACAUUUGGCCAUCGAGUCAAGCAUUGGCUGACAUUGAAUGAACCAUACGAAAUUUCUGUAUUUGGAUAUGGCAAUGGUUUGUAUGCACCCGGUCGAUGUUCUAACUACAUUGGAAAUUGUACGUCUGGAAACUCGGCAACCGAACCCUACAUAGUUGGCCACCACCUACUCCUUUCGCAUGGCGCAGCUGUGAAGUUGUACAGGGAGGGAUACAAGGCUUCCCAAAAGGGCCAAAUUGGGGUCAUAUUAUCGUCGAGUUGGUUUAUGCCAAUUUCCCAAAAUAUCGUGGAUCGAAAGGCUGCUUUAAGGGCUCUUGAUUUCAUGUUGGGAUGGUUUUUACAUCCAAUUACAUAUGGUGUAUAUCCUGAGAUCAUGCGGUCAUUGGUGAAAAAUAGACUACCAAAAUUUACUAAGACGCAAUCUAAGAUGCUGAGAAAUUCUUACGAUUUUAUUGGCAUAAAUUACUACACUUCACAUUAUAUUGCCAAUAGUAUGCUUCCACCGAGUAUGAACUUGAGCGUGACAACAGAUAGUCAUGUUAUAUCAUCAAACGAGAAAAAUGGAGUUCCCAUUUGUCCUCCGACUGAUUUGAGCUGGCUUCACGUGUGUCCAAAAGGGAUUCGAGAGCUUGUGCUAUAUAUAAAAGAUAACUAUGGAAAUCCACCUAUUGUCAUUACGGAAAAUGGGGUUGCAGAUGCAAAUAAUAGCACUUUACCAAUUGAAGAAGCCUUGAAGGAUAACUUGAGGAUAAUGUACCACCAUGGCCAUCUAACAUAUCUUUCAAAAGCCAUCAAGGAAGGAGCUAAUGUGAAAGGUUACUUUGUAUGGUCAUUUCUUGACGACUUCGAAUGGAACUAUGGUUUUAGUAUUCGGUUUGGUAUAAAUUAUGUAGAUUUUGAGAAUGGUUUAAGAAGAUACCCCAAAUGCUCUGCAUUUUGGUUCAAGAAGUUCCUUCAAAGGAAAAAGUUAUUCUCUAAGCCAUAUAUGUCGCACUGGCUUGUGAACGCCAAUCACGCACAUUUCAUCAGUAAAGAUUCUUAUCUUGCAUAUCUAUGAUCAACUCUUGAAACAAUGUUUUAUUUGGAAAUAAAAUCAAUGUAUCUAUAUACUUUUCAAGAUAAGCCUAUUUAUCUUGAAAUUUUCAAUUUU
This is a messenger RNA of Cornus florida, 1961 nucleotides long. RefSeq names its product beta-glucosidase 13-like. The coding region runs from base 252 to 1868 and encodes 538 amino acids. The transcript has 13 exons. Gene Ontology annotation, molecular function: beta-glucosidase activity. Gene Ontology annotation, biological process: carbohydrate metabolic process. NCBI's taxonomy places the organism in Eukaryota, Viridiplantae, Streptophyta, Magnoliopsida, Cornales, Cornaceae. The record is from RefSeq and is a predicted model, not a curated record.